AGCAGCGACAACACAAUGGGGAGAAGAAGCGGUGAGAGCGGGGCCAGCAGCCUGCGAGUGUCCCAUGUCUCCCAAGAGAGCUUACCUCACUGGAAUUUGGACUCCGAAGUCCCCGCGCCCGAAAGCAAAGCCCCCCUCGCUGGCAGGGAGAGCGCAGCCGGUGGCAAAAUUAACAAGAACCAUCUGGAAAUUCCUGUAGAGCAACUGAUAAUAGAACUGAGCUUGCCAGAGCAUUCUCCCAGAAGAACACAGAACAGUAAACAAGGGCCAUUUCACCUAUGGAGUUACCCUCAGAAGGAAGACAGCCCCGCGGAGAACAGGGAUUUCAGAAAAGGUCCCACGGAAAGUGGCUUUAGCGUAAGCAGUGGCCCUGUCAAGCUCUUCACCCUGCGAGGGCUGCCUGCCGGCCCAUCUGUGGAGAAGCCCGUGCGGCCCUACGCUGGCCUGCAAAUGCCCCUGGGCCUCUGCUGGCCCUAUGCCGACGGGGACUUUUAUAAGGACAAAACUGAGUCCCCCAUGGCUUUGUUUUCAGCGGCAGAGAGCCACAGUGGCGAGGCCCUGCCCGGCCCACGCUGGGACCUGAAGCCCAGAGUCAGCGUUGUUGAAGACGUUCUGACAGACGAGAGCGAUUUUUCAGAAAACGAGAAGGCGAAUGAUGCUUUACUCAGCUACUUCAAGAAGAUGGACCUGAACUUAAAGCCAGAGAAGAUCGACACCGUGGAAGGCUCUUUCACAGAAGGCUCGGGCGAGGCGUUUCCAUACCCAGAUUUCCUCCCGCCUCCUCUCAACACUCUGGACUUGCACAAACUGGCCUUCUCAAGAUCCGAGAGUUGGAAAGUCUCCGUGGAGCCUCUAGAAGGUUCUAUGGACCCCCUCCUCACUCGCCUGCUGGAGAUGGAGAGGCUACAGCACAGCACUGUGCAGAAGGAGAGGCCGCGGCUGCAGACCACCUUCUGCCCGGCGGUCACGGAAGGCGCCUCGUCCUCCAGAGCUGCCCCCAAGGCGAGACAACCGAAACCGCCCGACGCCGCGAGCCUGCAGACACCGUGCGCAGACAAAAGUCGGGAGAAAAGGAAAAGCAAUCCUGCUUCCUGCAAGUUUGAACAGAACCCUUCAAAGUGGAACUGGGGCGGCUCGGGCAAGUACAAGUGGAACGGGAGGCCGUCCUCCUUCAGAAGCCCCGCCACCACCAAGCAAGCGAUGGCCGGCUACGACGACGCCAAGAUUUCCAAAAGCUCCACUUUAUCCCCGUACCAGGACACGUCAGCAAAGCCUCCGACUGCCCCCACCGGCCAGUCGCUGGUCAGAGUGGUCUCCACACGGUGCCUCCCGCCCAGGUCUCCAGGCCCAGUCUCACCCCUCCCGCUGCCUUUCCCCGAAUACCAGAAGGAAGAACUCAAGGUACCAAGGACCAAGAAGAAACUUUACCGGAAAAACAUCGCACUGAACAGACCCUUCUAUAUUCAGAAGCUCAACUGCCUGUCGCCUACGUUCAUUAUCGCCAAGGACAAGUGCUCACCCAUUGACCAGAAGUAACUUCCUUUGCCUUCCUCUGUCUCAUGUGAGCACAUCUUUUCCUAGAAGCCCGUGUAAACCCUGGCUCCUCACCCCAAGACACAGGCAUGAAUAAACCUACACACCUACGGUGGGGAGGGUGCGUGGUGCUGGUCAGGAUCACUGCUGAGACCCUCGCUGGGCCCAGGAGCUUCUGUCGAGAGCUCGGACAAUCUUUUGUACCGUCCUGUUUCCAGGAAAUAGUUCUCAGUAAACUAAGCUAUUCAUUCAAAAGAUUGUUUACAGAGUAG
This is a messenger RNA of Sorex araneus (European shrew), 1805 nucleotides long. RefSeq names its product family with sequence similarity 217 member A (gene FAM217A). The transcript has 6 exons. Bases 16 to 1536 code for a protein of 506 amino acids. Lineage: Eukaryota; Metazoa; Chordata; Mammalia; Eulipotyphla; Soricidae. The record is from RefSeq and is a predicted model, not a curated record.